This is a messenger RNA of Cyphellophora attinorum, 1317 nucleotides long. Its product is annotated as Hippurate hydrolase. The transcript has a single exon. Lineage: Eukaryota; Fungi; Ascomycota; Eurotiomycetes; Chaetothyriales; Cyphellophoraceae. The record is from RefSeq and is a predicted model, not a curated record. Gene Ontology annotation, molecular function: hydrolase activity. The coding region runs from base 1 to 1317 and encodes 438 amino acids.
AUGUCGAAGUCUUCCUUCGCGGCGGUGAUCGAACAACAUCUGCCAAAUUUGGCGGCAUACAGAGAUCUGUACAAACACUUUCACCACAACCCAGAGAUUAGCACGCUUGAGACAGAAACGAGCGCUCGCAUUGCCUCGGAGCUUCGGAUCCUCAACGAGAAACACAGCUCACCUAUCGAGAUCAAGACCAACAUCGGAGGAACGGGACUCAUUGGCAUCCAUCGCAAUGGCGAUGGGCCAAUUGUGCUUCUCCGGGCUGAUAUAGAUGGCCUUCCGGUCGAAGAAAAGACUGGACUCGAUUAUGCAUCGACCAAACGCAUGAUGGACACCCACCUCGACCAGAUCGAGAAGCCGACCAUGCACGCCUGCGGCCACGACUUCCACAUCACAGCUCUCCUCGCUGCAAUAGAAACCCUUCUAAAUGCAAAGAACUCCUGGUCCGGCACACUGAUCUACCUCUUCCAGCCAGCAGAAGAGCGUGGUGCUGGGGCGCGCAUGAUGCUCGAUGAUGGCCUGUACACGAAGCACGGCUGCCCGAUCCCAGACGUCUGCCUGGGUCAGCACGUAUGGCCACAUAAGGCAGGCAACGUGUUUAGUCGGUCUGGUGCCAUGAUGUCAGCAGCAGAUUCCUAUGAGAUCACCAUCUUCGGGCGCGGUGGACAUGGCUCGAUGCCGCAUCUCGCCAUCGAUCCAGUCGUGAUCGCGUCUCACAUUGUUGUGCGCCUGCAGACACUCGUAUCUCGUGAAGUGCCACCAGAUGAGACGGCAGUGGUGACGGUCGGAAGCUUGAAAGCAGGCGACACUGUCAACGUGAUCGCUGAAGAAGCCAAACUGCAAGUCAACAUUCGCAGCGUGUCCGAGCAAUGGCGACGAGUCCUCCUCGACGGUCUCACUCGAGUGGUCAGAGCCGAAUGUGAUGCUGGCCGGGCCACCGCACCGCCCAGGAUCGUUCGACUGAAUCAGUAUCCUCUGACCUACAAUGACGAAGCCGUCACGCGGAGAGUCGAGCAUCAGUUCACACGGUUCUUCGGCGACAGGCACAAGCUCGAUAUGCAGCCUGUCCUGGGAUCAGAGGACUUCCCACUCCUGGGCAGCGAAGUCGGACGCCCGUACUUCUUCUGGUUCUUCGGCGGGCAUGACCCCAGAGACUAUGACGAACGUGUACGGUUGGGGACGGUGAAUGACAUUCCCAUGAACCACAAUCCAUAUUUCGCGCCCUGCAUUGAUCCUACUUUGCGGACGGGGGUGGAGGCAAUGGUGAUUGCAGCUUUGAGCUUCGUGGGCAAGGACAGAGCCGGCCAGCAGCCUAAGCUAUAA